AUGAAAGACAGAAUAUGUAGUUUUACUGAGAAAGUUUACUUUUUAUUCCUUGCCUCCGUAUCAAUGUUCUUGGUUUUAACGCUUAUCUCGCCAUGGCAUUACUAUCAAGAAUGUAGAUUUAUCGAUUGUGUUACAACCACUUUGGGUCAAACUGAUGAAAAUGCUAUUUUAGGCAUAGAGAUUCAAGAAACGCAACCAGUUGGCUCAGCAGUUACAGACAAGGUCCGUGUGUCCUAUAACCUCGUAGCUUUCUCUUUUUUAGUGGUAUGUCACGCAUAG
Messenger RNA from Cavenderia fasciculata, 279 nucleotides. RefSeq lists its product as uncharacterized. The transcript is spliced from 2 exons. Bases 1 to 279 code for a protein of 92 amino acids. The record is from RefSeq and is a predicted model, not a curated record. NCBI's taxonomy places the organism in Eukaryota, Evosea, Eumycetozoa, Acytosteliales, Cavenderiaceae.